GGGGCGGAGCUUGCCGCCGGCGGAGGGCGGAACCCACGCGGGGACUUCUCUUGGGCAGAGCUGCGCAGCGGGGUUUUGGCCAAAUUGGGCGAGGGCACAAAGUAACCACUUACCCCUUCUCACCGAGGAGGAACGGGAGAAAGGGUAUGGCACUGUCUCAAGGCUGGGUGAAGAGAUACUUCAAGGCAUUUUGUAAAGGCUUCUUUGUGGCGGUGCCUGUGGCAGUGACUUUCCUGGAUCAGGUUGCCUGUGUGGCAAGAGUGGAAGGAGCAUCAAUGCAGCCUUCUUUGAAUCCUGGGGGAAGCCAGUCAUCUGAUGUGGUGCUUUUGAACCACUGGAAAGUGAGGAAUUUUGAAGUACAACGUGGUGACAUUGUGUCAUUAGUGUCUCCUAAAAACCCAGAACAGAAGAUCAUUAAGAGAGUGAUUGCUCUUGAAGGAGAUAUCGUAAAAACUAUGGGACACAAAAACCGCUAUGUCAAAGUCCCCCGUGGUCACAUCUGGGUUGAAGGUGAUCAUCAUGGACACAGUUUUGACAGUAAUUCGUUUGGGCCGGUUUCCCUGGGACUCCUGCAUGGUCAUGCUACUCACAUCCUGUGGCCUCCAGAGCGCUGGCAGAAAUUGGAAUCUGUUCUUCCUCCAGAGCGCUUGCCCAUUCAGAGUGAAGAGGACUGCCUGCAUGGAUCUCCCUGAGCUGCUGCGAUGGGGAGGCACCACCACCAACCCCAGGAAGAGGGAUGGAGAAGAGGAACACCAUAGGGUCAACGCUUCCCCCAAGAUGAUGCUGUGCAAGAAACAUUUCUAUCACAUUAAGAUGAUCUGUAUUAGUAGAGAAAGAGUUGUAAAAUAUUAAAUAGUAUUAAAUGUCACCUGAUUUUGUGUUAAAUUAUAAUACCCUGUUCAAUGCCAAAAAAAUGCAGACCUUUGGGAAUAUGAAAAUUUUAUUCCCAUGUCUCAAAGGGAUAAAUUUUGGAUUUUUUACGCAUACAUAUUCUAUUGAUAGAUUUUGAUUUUGGAGCUUACUGCUGGAAGAAUAUGAAGACUAAUAUGUGAUGGAAGUAAAUAACAUUACUCAGUUACUCUGAAGAUGGAAGAUGAAGAAACAUUAUACACAUAGUGUUAGGAAUUAUAAUUGACAGUAUCUACAAUGCAGUGACUGUCAGGAAGAACAGUAAACUAUGAUGUAACAAUAAAACACUGAUUUGCUCAGGUA
Messenger RNA from Lagenorhynchus albirostris (white-beaked dolphin), 1212 nucleotides. RefSeq names its product inner mitochondrial membrane peptidase subunit 2 (gene IMMP2L). Bases 147 to 692 code for a protein of 181 amino acids. NCBI's taxonomy places the organism in Eukaryota, Metazoa, Chordata, Mammalia, Artiodactyla, Delphinidae. The transcript is spliced from 7 exons. The record is from RefSeq and is a predicted model, not a curated record. Gene Ontology annotation, molecular function: serine-type endopeptidase activity. Gene Ontology annotation, biological process: mitochondrial respiratory chain complex assembly. Gene Ontology annotation, cellular component: membrane; mitochondrial inner membrane peptidase complex.